Glycine soja is the source of this 845-nucleotide messenger RNA. Its product is annotated as dehydration-responsive element-binding protein 1F-like. Gene Ontology annotation, biological process: regulation of DNA-templated transcription. The transcript has a single exon. NCBI's taxonomy places the organism in Eukaryota, Viridiplantae, Streptophyta, Magnoliopsida, Fabales, Fabaceae. Gene Ontology annotation, molecular function: DNA-binding transcription factor activity; DNA binding. The coding region runs from base 84 to 773 and encodes 229 amino acids. The record is from RefSeq and is a predicted model, not a curated record.
CAACAUCACACACGCACCUUUUCCCAUCUCACUUCUUAGCCAAUAGAAUAAAUUAAACCACCAUUAGAUAUAAAUUAUAAACUAUGGACUUUGAGAUUAUUAACGAAUCUCCUGAUUCCACUUCACUCUCCUCCCCCUCUUCACUCUCACCAUGCACACCACCAAACUCUAAUCCACUAAGUGAUUCUCCAAAUCCACAACCAAGUAAUAUAUAUACCAAUCCAUCUCACAAGAGAAAAGCAGGUAGAAAGAAGUUUAGGGAGACACGCCACCCUGUGUAUAGGGGUGUACGGCAAAGGAACAGGAACAAAUGGGUGUGUGAAAUAAGGGAACCAAUAAAAAAAUCAAGGAUUUGGGUAGGGACAUACCCUACUCCUGAAAUGGCAGCUAGGGCACAUGACGUGGCUGUCUUGGCACUUAGUGGCACCUCAGCAAACUUCAACUUCCCCGAUUCAGUUUCCCUUCUCCCACUUGCAAAGUCACGUUCUGCUGUAGAUAUAAGAGAAGCAGCAAAAGCUACUACUACUGCUGAGGCUUUCAUACCAAACACGGUCUUUGCUUGCUCUCACAAGAAUGCUGAAGACACUUGUUUGAACAUUGGCAUGCACGAUGAUGGGUCCGAAAUGUUCUUUGAUGAGGAGGCAGUGUAUAAUAUGCCAGGGUUGUUGGAUAGUAUGGCAGAGGGUUUGCUUAUUACCCCGCCCUCUAUGAAAAGAGCUAUGGAUUGGGACGAUAUCGGUUGUGUAAUAGACCUCACUCUAUGGACAAAUUAAUUGCACAUAUAAUUAAUUACUGCAUGUACUUUUUUUUCUUCUCGUUUCCUAUAAAUAAAAUGUGCAAAAACU